CUCAUCAUUCAAACAGUUGCUUUAGAGCUUCUAGCAAAGAAAAAUGGCAACGCAGACGAGUUUGUUAGGCUUCCUUGCCGUUGGAUUUCUUUGUUUCAUUUGUCUUCCUGCUGAGGCUUCCCUUAAGAAAUAUCAAUUUGAUGUUAAACUGUCAAAUGUGAGCAGAUUGUGCCAUGCCAAACAAAUGGUAACAGUAAAUGGGGGAUUUCCGGGGCCAACUAUAUAUGCUAGAGAAGGAGAUAGAGUUCAAAUCAAUGUUACUAACUACGCACAAUAUAACUUGUCGAUCCAUUGGCAUGGUUUGAAACAAUAUCGCAAUGGUUGGGCAGAUGGUCCAGCUUACAUAACUCAGUGCCCUAUCCAGACAGGAAAUAGCUAUGUUUAUGAUUUCAAUGUAACAGGACAAAGAGGAACCUUAUGGUGGCAUGCACAUAUUCUUUGGCUAAGGGCAACUGUCUAUGGUGCAAUAGUGAUCAUGCCACAACAAGGAACUCCCUUCCCUUUUCCUCAACCAGAUAGGGAAGAAGUACUCGUACUAGGAGAAUGGUGGAAUGCUGAUGUUGAACAGGUUGAGAAACAAGGAAAUGCAUUAGGUUUACCUCCUAAUAUGUCUGAUGCUCACACGAUCAACGGAAAGCCAGGGCCUCUUUUUCCAUGUUAUGAGAAACAUACUUUUGCCAUGGAAGUUGAAAAAGGAAAGACAUACCUGUUGAGAAUUAUCAACGCUGCUCUCAAUGAUGAGCUCUUUUUUGCCCUGGCUAAUCAUACCUUCACAGUGGUAGAAAUUGAUGCAGUCUACACAAAACCAUUCACCACAGAGGCCAUUCUGAUUGCACCAGGACAGACUACAAAUGUUCUGGUUCGCGCCAACCAAGUUCCGGGAAGAUACUUCAUGGCUGCAAGGGCCUUUAUGGAUGCUCCAAUCAGUGUGGAUAACAAGACUGCCACUGCUAUAUUCCAGUACAAGGGAAUCCCAGAAACUGUGCUUCCAAAACUUCCUACCUUGCCUGCACAGAAUGACUCAGGCUUUGCUUUGAGUUAUAACUCUAAACUGAAAAGCCUAAAUACUCCCAAAUAUCCAGCAAACGUUCCCCUAAAUGUUGAUCGACAUCUCUUGUUAACAGUUGGACUUGGGAUGAAUCCUUGUCCCACCUGUCUAAAUGGAACUCGGCUAACAGCUUCUCUGAACAACAUUUCCUUUAUCAUGCCACAAACUGCACUUCUUCAAUCUCAUUACUUCAACAUUAAAGGCGUGUACACUCCAGAUUUCCCAGACAAACCACCUACUCCGUUCAAUUUUACAGGGGCACCUCUUACAGCAAACCUAAGGACAAAUGUAGGUACCAGGAUCAGUAAAAUUGCUUUCAAUUCCACAGUUGAAAUAGUAAUCCAAGACACCAACUUGUUAUCGGUGGAAUCACAUCCUUUCCAUCUCCAUGGUUAUAAUUUCUUUGUGGUGGGAACUGGCAUCGGAAAUUUUGAUCCCAAAAAAGAUCCAACAAAAUACAACUUGAUUGAUCCUAUUGAAAGAAACACUGUAGGUGUUCCAACUGGUGGUUGGACUGCUAUUCGAUUCAGAGCUGAUAAUCCAGGUGUCUGGUUUUUCCACUGUCAUCUGGAGUUGCACACAGGCUGGGGACUGAAAACAGCAUUUUUAGUGGAAGAUGGACCAGGAUCAGAUCAUAAUAUUCUGCCUCCACCAAAGGACCUUCCAUCCUGCUAAUUUCACAUGGCUUUACUUUCAUCUGUCUAGAUUGAUUUCGUGUGCAAGUUUAUAGAAUUUGUUUCAUUCCCCAUAAGGAAGCAUAAGGCUUCGAAGAUUAUACACACUUAAGACAAGUGUGCAUAGGAAAAAUAUGCAAAAUUGGAAAGAAGAGGAGUUUUUAUCCCAGGAAAUUAAAGGGAUUUGUUUGUAAUCUGAGUUGUAAUAAAAAUGUGAUUUUGUACUAUUUUUUUUUAUGAACUUCCCUACUUA
This is a messenger RNA of Solanum dulcamara, 1975 nucleotides long. Its product is annotated as laccase-11-like. Gene Ontology annotation, biological process: lignin catabolic process. The coding region runs from base 44 to 1723 and encodes 559 amino acids. NCBI's taxonomy places the organism in Eukaryota, Viridiplantae, Streptophyta, Magnoliopsida, Solanales, Solanaceae. Gene Ontology annotation, cellular component: apoplast. The record is from RefSeq and is a predicted model, not a curated record. Gene Ontology annotation, molecular function: hydroquinone:oxygen oxidoreductase activity; copper ion binding. The transcript is spliced from 6 exons.